UGGGCGGCGCUGGAAGGGGAAGGGUCCCGGAGCCGGGCCCCGCACAGGGCAGCUGCGGGGGUCAGCCGGAGCCGCCCCAGCAGCGCCGCAGCGAUGCGCCUGGCGGCGGUGGCUGCGCUGGGUCUGUGGCUGGCCUGCCUGCGCCGGGCGCGGGGCGAGACCUUCACCUCCAUGCUCACCGUCCGGCAGGCGCUGGCCACCGAGGCGGCUGCUGCGGCACCUGGGAGCUACCUGGAGGCGGAGACCCACCGGCUGAAGGACCUGCAGAGGUUUUACAACAAGGUGCAGGAUUUGCACCAAGGAGCCGGGGGCUCUGCGGCAAACCCGUUACUCGCCUACACGCUGAUCAAAAGGCUGCAGUCUGAUUGGCUGAAUGUGGUGCACAGCCUGGAGGCCAGUGAGAACACCCAAGCGCUCAAGAGCGGCUACAGGCACGUGGAGAAGGACCUGCCUGAGUUCGAGGACUUAGAGGGAGCAGCGCGGGCACUGAUGAGGCUGCAGGAUGUCUAUGCUCUGAGUGUGAAGGGGCUGGUGAAAGGUAUGUUCCAGAGAGCCAGCGGCACUCACCUCCCUGACAUCUACAGUCCCGGGCAGCUCUUCCCGCUCUCCGCUGAUGACUGCUUCCUCGUCGGCAAGGUGGCCUACGACAUGGAGGAUUACUACCACUCCAUUGCGUGGCUGGAGGAAGCCGUCAGCCUCUUCCGCGUCUCCUACGGGGAGUGGAACACAGAGGACGAGGGCAGCCUAGAGGACGCACUGGACCAUCUGGCUUUUUCCUAUUUUAAGGCAGGAAAUGUUUCUCAUGCCUUAAGCCUCUCCAGAGAGUUUCUUCACUACGAUCCCAGCAACAAAAGAAUCGCUAGGAACGUCCUUAAGUAUGAAAGGCUCUUGGUGGAAAGUCCAGAGCACGCCACGGCUGAGGUGGGCCUGAGGAGGCCGAAUGGGACUCACCUGCAGACUAGAGACCUCUAUGAACAGCUGUGCCAGACUCUGGGGUCACAGCCAACCCGGUAUCAGAUCCCAGCCCUCCAUUGCUCGUACGAGACGAACGACAGCCCCUACCUGAUCCUCCAGCCGGUGAAAAGAGAGCUGAUCCAGCUGCAGCCAUUCAUAGCCCUGUACCACGACUUCGUUAGCGACCUGGAGGUGGAGAAGAUCAAGGGGCUUGCAGCUCCCUGGCUGCAGAGAUCAGUGGUUGCCUCAGAAGAGAAGCAGCAGAAAGCCGAGUACCGGAUAAGUAAGAGUGCCUGGCUGAAGGACACAGUCGACCCUGUGAUCGUGUCGCUCGAUCAGAGGAUUGCAGCCCUGACUGGCUUGAACAUUCGGCCACCAUAUGCGGAGUACCUACAGGUGGUGAAUUAUGGCAUAGGUGGACACUACGAGCCUCAUUUUGACCAUGCCACUUCAAGAAAGAGCCCCCUUUACAGAAUGAAGUCGGGUAACAGACUGGCCACAGUCAUGAUCUAUCUGAGCUCAGUAGAAGCCGGAGGAUCCACUGCCUUUAUCUAUGCAAACCUCAGUGUGCCUGUGGUCAAGAAUGCAGCCCUGUUCUGGUGGAACCUUCACAGGAACGGAGCUGGGAACGGGGACACCCUCCACGCCGGCUGCCCGGUCCUCGUGGGAGACAAGUGGGUGGCAAACAAAUGGAUCCACGAACACGGGCAGGAGUUCCGAAGGCGGUGUGGCCCCGACCCCAACGACUAAGGGCCGGAGCAGAGCGUGACCACUCCACCCAAUCCAAAGGCAUGGGAAGAGGUGGGGGAUGGAAACCCACCCCCAUCAGAGCCAGAAGCAGGGACCACCUGGAAAAGCCAGCUGGUUGGCUGCAAGGGAAUAUGGCCUGCUGCCAAGGCACGUCUCAGCAAGGCUUCCUCUGCUGCAUAUUGAGUCUAAGGAUCUAGGAGGGGCUGGGAGGGGGGAAUGGAACAAAAGUCACAGUGGGAGUGGAGCAGGGGACUUGUAAGGAGAGAAAGAGGCAGCUGGAUGCGCUGGGGCUGGCUCAGCUGGGGAACAAGAACAGCAGAAAAGGCGUGAUGCCGUUCCUAGGAAGUUCCCAUGGGCCAGGGGGGAGGAACUAGUCCGAGGGCCAGAGUCUGAUUUCAGUUACAUGGACCGUGUUAAGUCUGGAGUUAUUCACUGACUUCAACCCUAGGUUGGCACCAGUGUCAUUUAGAGCAGAGUUUGGUCUAUCAGGGGAAAAUAAGGCAAAGGGAGACUGAAUAGCCGGGGCAAUCCCCUAAUGGAGUGACUCUGGCCUGCACAGUAUGCUGGAGGAAUCAGUGUUGCAUUGGGCGAGGAUAAGGCAGCGAUACUCAGUUAGUUCUUGUGGCACCUUAAAGACUAACAACACGGCUGCUACUCUGAAACCUGUCAAUUAGAUCUGGAGAAUUUUAUGAUCCGAGAUGGGCCAUUUGCGCAGAAGGCUGACAAAAUUAAAAACAAAUAAUAAUUUCAGCUGCCAAUAAAUAAAGACCUUGACUGCAACACAAGUAUUAGUGUUUCUAUCUUUAACCAAGUCUACAAAUCACCAUUAUUCCCUGUGUUUGUGGCAAUCUCUAAUGGGAGAGGUGACAUCGAUGACUCUGGCAGGCUUGGUGAGGAGUGGUUUGUAGGAGAUCAGGGCAAGGCGCAUGCACUGGUGAAGAUGCUUAUCUGUCAGGCAACUGCAGGGUUGGUUUUUUUAUAAAGUUCAUAGUAGAAAACCCAGAUUCGCAGAGGUACAUUGAUCCAAACAUCAUUAAAAGAUAGAUGGCUGGAUUCUGGCUAUUCUGAAACUGGGCAGCAUAUUGAGUUCAGAAAUCACCAAGUCCCACUUUUUUGAAUUUUGCCUUCAAGACAGCUGAGCUCCGGAGUCUUACAAUUUCGAAUGGAAAGGCACCUUCAUCAGUUGAAUCAAGAAUGUUCUUUGCUUCAGAAGGGCAAGGUCCAUUGGCAGAGACAACAAACAGAGCCUCACCUCUUCCUGCCCCUGCUCCACCCUGGCCCCACCUCUUCCUGUCCAGGACCACCCCCUCCUCUGAGCGCACCGUGUCCUCGCUCC
Dermochelys coriacea (leatherback sea turtle) is the source of this 3040-nucleotide messenger RNA. It is a transcript of the gene P4HA3, whose product is annotated as prolyl 4-hydroxylase subunit alpha 3. The record is from RefSeq and is a predicted model, not a curated record. Lineage: Eukaryota; Metazoa; Chordata; Testudines; Dermochelyidae. Gene Ontology annotation, biological process: peptidyl-proline hydroxylation to 4-hydroxy-L-proline. Gene Ontology annotation, molecular function: protein binding; procollagen-proline 4-dioxygenase activity; iron ion binding. Gene Ontology annotation, cellular component: endoplasmic reticulum.